Messenger RNA from Manihot esculenta (cassava), 1142 nucleotides. Its product is annotated as rac-like GTP-binding protein ARAC7. The record is from RefSeq and is a predicted model, not a curated record. NCBI's taxonomy places the organism in Eukaryota, Viridiplantae, Streptophyta, Magnoliopsida, Malpighiales, Euphorbiaceae. Gene Ontology annotation, cellular component: cell projection; cytoplasmic vesicle; cell cortex. Gene Ontology annotation, molecular function: GTPase activity; protein kinase binding; GTP binding. Bases 172 to 801 code for a protein of 209 amino acids. The transcript has 8 exons. Gene Ontology annotation, biological process: regulation of actin cytoskeleton organization; establishment or maintenance of cell polarity; small GTPase-mediated signal transduction.
GACGCAGUGUUCUGUUCUUCUUCUUUUAACUUGUUUUGUUUAACCUUUUUCCUUCCAAGCAUCUUCUUUCUCUCUGACCUCAACUUUUUCCUUCAAAGUUCUAAUAUUAAUAAACCUCCUACUUGUCUUUGCUUCAGUCAAAGAAUCAAUCCACUGGAUUUUAUUUAGAGGAUGAGUGCUUCAAAGUUCAUUAAAUGUGUUACAGUUGGAGAUGGAGCUGUUGGAAAAACUUGUAUGCUUAUUUGUUACACCAGCAACAAGUUCCCAACUGACUAUAUACCCACAGUAUUUGAUAAUUUCAGUGCUAAUGUGGCUGUGGAUGGGAACAUUGUCAAUUUGGGCCUAUGGGAUACUGCAGGUCAGGAGGAUUAUAGCAGAUUGAGGCCACUGAGCUACAGAGGUGCAGAUAUAUUUGUUUUGGCUUUCUCAUUAAUUAGCAGGGCAAGUUAUGAAAAUGUUCUUAAAAAGUGGAUGCCUGAACUUCGUCGGUUUGCACCAAAUGUUCCAAUUGUUCUUGUUGGUACAAAAUUAGAUCUUCGCGAAGACAGGGGAUAUCUUGCUGAUCAUAUGAAUUCUAAUGUCAUAACAUCUGCACAAGGAGAGGAGCUGAGGAAACAGAUUGGUGCUGCAGCAUAUAUUGAGUGUAGCUCUAAGACUCAGCAGAACGUCAAAGCUGUUUUUGAUACUGCAAUCAAGGUUGUUCUUAAACCUCCAAGGAGGAAGGAGAUGGCAAGAAAGAAAAGGCGCCGCAGCUCUGGUCGUGCUAUUGUGAGCAUAAUGUGUGGAGGUUGUGUUGCUUAGGACACAGUGACAGCAUAUAAGCAUAACCUAAUCAGCUACUUUUGACUCUGUGAAACAGUUGUUUUGCAAAUGACCUUGGGUGUUGAUUUGUCCAAGCGUCGACUCCUGACAGCCCGUUGCGUGUUUAAGUUUGUGUUUAUUUGUAGUGUAGCCUGAGUAUGCACUAUGAGAAAGUAACUGUCAUCUUACAAACUGACCAGAAGAAGUUCAGAGGGAAUUGUUCAUUCUCUCAUCUCCUGUACUUGUUCGUAAAGUAAAUCAAGUUCCAUUGUUGUAUUUGGUGAAGUGUAAUAACUUGUAUGCUGCUUGUUUCUAAUACAAUAUUAUGAAAUACUCGGCUA